AUCAAUACCAAUAAAACCGCCAAUCAGAUCUCCCUUCAUCUUCUCUCCUCUGACUCAUCUGUCAUCGAAAAAUGGGUGGACCGAUCGUGUUGACUCAGUUAGCCACGGGUCUGACCGUUCUUGCCGGGGCGGCGCUCGUGAAAUCGCUCAUGGACCAGAACCCCAUGCCCGGCCAGUUCCCUCGGUGCUCUAGUUGUAAUGGCACCGGUCGGGUUACGUGCAUGUGUAAUCGCUGGUCAGACGGAGAUUCCGGUUGCCGGACCUGCGCAGGGUCGGGUCGUAUGGCGUGCAACAGCUGUGGCGGGUCCGGAACUGGUCGACCUCUCCCUGUUCAACUCUCUGUACGGCCACCGAACCGCCCGGUUUAACUGAAUUGGACUGGUUUGUGCUGCCGGAGGAGUUCAUCUGGGGGCAUUAGAAGUUCUACUGAUACAAAGGCUCUUUCUGAGGACACACAUCUUCAACCUCCUCUCUUGGUAAACAUCUUCAUCAAUGUCCACCCUACUCUUAUUGCCUUCUCCUCACUUGGGAGUGAAAGCCUGAAAU
Messenger RNA from Tripterygium wilfordii, 546 nucleotides. RefSeq lists its product as uncharacterized. Bases 72 to 368 code for a protein of 98 amino acids. NCBI's taxonomy places the organism in Eukaryota, Viridiplantae, Streptophyta, Magnoliopsida, Celastrales, Celastraceae. The transcript is spliced from 2 exons. The record is from RefSeq and is a predicted model, not a curated record.